Messenger RNA from Daphnia pulex (common water flea), 5659 nucleotides. RefSeq names its product interferon-induced very large GTPase 1-like. The coding region runs from base 636 to 5468 and encodes 1610 amino acids. The record is from RefSeq and is a predicted model, not a curated record. Gene Ontology annotation, molecular function: GTP binding. NCBI's taxonomy places the organism in Eukaryota, Metazoa, Arthropoda, Branchiopoda, Diplostraca, Daphniidae. The transcript has 3 exons.
CUCCGCCCCCUUCUCUCGAGCUCCUUUCGUGCACACACAAACGCGCAAGCUGCAAGGAUCGUCAAGGGCAAGCCAUAACACGUGUUAGCCAUUAAGUGUCUGCCGACCCCGUAGACAACCCCGUAGCGAAUGAGAUUGUCGGAAUUUGUCUAAAUGUUUACGUCUCGCGCGUCCGCCCGCUUGUGCGUCUGUUUAGUACUCAACUUUGUUUAUAUUACUUUGUGGUUGGAAAGAUCUAAACGUGUCCAACGACGGUCCCCUGCGCAGUUGUGAGACUGACGAGCUCUGGACGAGCUCUCGUCGAAUUUUGAAAUUCGUCAAGGGCAGAGCAUAAUAUAUAUGUCAAGGGCGUAGCCCUAUCAACAUAUCAAGUGUCUGCCGAAACAUUUUGAUUUUAACAACCCCGUAGCGAAUGAGAUUGUCGGAAAUUGUCUAGACAUUUACGUCUGGCGUCCGCUCACGCUUGAGCGUCUGUUUAUUGCUCAAGGAUGUGAAAGUGUCCAACGACGAUCUCCUGCGCAGUUGUGAGACUGAACUCUGGACGUUCUCGUCGAACUUUGAAAUUCUCUUCCCUUUAUUUUCCUGGUGCAACAUAACAUUUCUUACACCAAGUUUACAAGUCAGCAGAAAUUAAAAUGAGCUUAUCAACCUACGACAAGGGAAUAAUGCAGUCCACUUGUAACAACAAAAAGUCUUACGCUGCUUUCCUGAUCGACAGACCUUUCAAUGAAGAAGACAACUUGAAGGCCCUCUUAAUGAACUGUUUGCGCUACCGCCUCCAGAUAGUACGGAAUUCGGAAACCGGUACGGGAGGUAAUACCAAUGAUGCUGAUUCUGAAAGUGAUUUUGAAAAAGAUUUUCGCGAGUGGGACGACCUAGAUUCGUCACCUUCAUCAGAAAAUUUUUUAUCGAAUUCGGAAGACAAUGAAAGCAGCAGCACUUCUAAAGUGAUUAGCGUGUACGAUUCAUUGUUGCAACUCAUCGACGAAUUUGACGCAACCGGCGCUGCUGAGAUUUUCCGUCUGCUGCUGGAACGAAGAGCUGCCAUUCCCUUGUUCGUUCCCAAAUCCAAGAAGCAUUAUUUGAGUUUGCUAAGACAUGUAACCUUGCCCAGGAUCGACAAUAUCCGUCUGAGUGAGGACAAGUCCUUGUCGCGCGUUGCCGUGAUUUCCUGCCGUCAGAGGAAGCAGAGUCAGACAUGCGACAUUCUGAAAAGCAUUUUCAACAUUGACAGCUUCCAUUUUCUCGAUUUGGCCACGAGCAACAUUUCAUCGGAAAGUAUGCUGGCCGAAAUUGGGUGUGGCUGCAUAGUUUCUGAUGAUUGUAAAACUAAAACAACAAAAAUUCAAAACGUUUUGGUCGUGCACGUCAUGGGAGAUUUCAAGCCCCUUUGGUCAUUUCUACGUCGUUUUGCCGAUUGCUUUUUGAUUGAAGAUUCGACUGUUGAAUCAGAGUCAUUUUUCAAAGCAUUUAUGACAAAAGACAAAAAAAGGGAAUUGGAUUCACAAGAUGCUGCACUCGGAGUAGAGAUGCACAAGUCGUUUAAUUGCCUUUGGAAACCCUCAGACGGAACGCCGAGCCAAAUAGAGAAAAAACGUAAAGAAAACGAAUUCCUUCAUUUCUACUUUCAAAACCAACUUUCUGAUACUUUUAAACUUGAAUUAAAAUCGGAUAUCGUGACUUGUAUGGAUAAAACGUUAACUUCAAACGUCGACUUUGCAAAAAAACGAUUGAAGUUGUGCGAUAUUCCCAUAUUAGAAGCUGAAGAAUACCGCUCUCUGGAGUGUGUGUCACCGACCGAAAUCGAAUCAAAGAUCGACGAGUCAGUUAACAAAUCAUUGGGAAACGUGAGAAAAAAUGAAUUUGUCCUUCAGAAAAGCUUUAUGCAAGAAGCGGAACACCACGAGUCGAAAAUGGAGAACCGAUUGAAGGAAGAAAAGUUGCAUGAAGAAGACGGGAAGAUCAAAGUAAUUCGUGAACAACGCCGCGCUUACACCCGUCAGGUUGAAAAAAACUCUUUACUCCGAUUGUUUCUCAGUCUUCUUGAGACUAAAGAUCCUUGUUCCCGCGUUUUAUCCAUUCGGGUUCUAGAAAAAGAAUUGGCCAAACGUGGUGAACAGGAACUUGGCGAAUUAUUCAAAGAUGUUGAGAAUUUAUCGGUUUCGUAUUGGGAGAAAUUAAACAAUGCUGAUGAAACAGAUUUUCAUUCAGUCGCAAAGAAUCUUCGUUCCGCUAAGACCAACUUGAUUGAAAAUGUACUUGGCAUCGAACAUUUGUGGAGAGAGUUGAGUCAUCUCUACGUGGACAUGGAACCGGAACGACGGUCGCCGGCAAUAGAAAACAUCCCUCGUCUGGCCGCUCAGCACUUAAUGGACGGAUUCUGCCUUGAACUACUCGAUGGCGAUUCCAACAUUAUCCGCGAGAAGUGGAUAAAAGAAGUUUUACAACAACUGGGGUCGUUGACGAAAAGAAAACGUCUCUUUAUCCUGUCCGUCAUGGGUGUCCAGAGCAGCGGCAAAUCGACAUUGCUCAACACAAUGUUCGGCAUCAGAAUGAGAACCAGCGUCGGCCAAUGUACCCGAGGUGUCAACAUGCAGCUGGUACCCGUCGAAGGCCGUCCCGAAUACGACUACAUUUUGCUGCUGGACACGGAAGGGACUCGGUCAUCAGAGUAUCAUGGUCUGCCCGGCAGCGAAAAAAGGGAUAACCAAAUGGCUACUUUAAGCAUUUUACUAUCGGACGCGACCAUCGUCGUUAUGCAGGGAGAAAACGACGCGGCCACAAAAGAAAUUUUGCCGAUUGUUUUAAUGGCCUACCAAGGAUCACAAUUGGCAGAAGACAACGGCGGCCGGCUCAGUUCCAGGAUGUUCUUCGUUUACAAUAGGAUCGACACCAGCCAGAAGGACAAGUUGGGCGAUAUCAUUCAAAAACUCGGAACUUCACUUUAUGAAGCUUUUCGUCAAGUGCAAACCUCGAUUGGAAAUUCUACUAAUUUGAAAUCGGAAAGUCCAUUUGCCGAUUUCAAAUUUGACACACCUGACUCAUCCGACAGUGACGUUCUCUUUUUAGGAAACGUCAAGAAAGAUUCGGAACCUCCAAACGAUGUGCCAAAUGAAAAAUACGGCAAAGAGUUAAUUCAGUUUCGGGAACAUAUCCACCAACGAGUAACAAAUGCAAAGAGCGGUAAUACGUGCUGGAAAAGUAGAUCCAUCAACGAGUUUUCCGAAUACACGGAAGAGGUCUGGAAGUGCAUCUGCUCAGCCAAUUUCAUCUUCACUUUUGCCACGGUGGUGGAAAACAUGUCGUUCGACCAAUUGGAUUUAGAGUACAAAGCGGUUGAACGAGAAUUAGCUGAAGCCUACGAAAAGUCCUUCGAAAACAUUAGAAAACGAAUGAGAAAAUUUAUCGAAGAAAAAAAUUUAUUUUUAUGUUCAACUUCCACGAGAGACCAAGACGGCAAAAUUCAAGGUAGAAAUGAAAAUUCUCCUGUUUCUUCUGACCCCUUUCGAUCUUCGCUUCGUAACGAGAUAUUUCUAGUUAUUAAGGAGAAAUUAGACGAAAAGGUCGAGAAAAUUGUGAAAAAAGAAGGUCGAGAAAAAUGGAGUCACCAGUUUGAAGAAAUAUGGAAAAAUAACAAGAAAGAUCAAGCCUUAAACUGGGAAUGUAAUCUGUUGAACACCUUUAAUGUGUUGUUUACUUACGAACGUGACGUGGAGAAAUAUAGGAAGAAAAUGAGGACUGAAAUCAAUACGCUCUUUAAACCAUCAUCAACGAAUUCAUGGACAGAAGAUAAUAAGAAAGAAAAAUUCGAAGAGAUGUUCAGAAGCAUUUUGACUGAAGCGAAAAAAGAGUUCCCUCCAAAGGUAGUUAAAAAUGAAAUAACCAAAGUGUAUCAAGAAAGCCCCGUGAUUAAGAAUAGGAAAAUUGAUAUAAAGUGGCCCGAUGUUGAUGAGUCAUUAGCGCUUGAAGCUAAUCAGCCAGAGAAAGAAGAAGAUAAAAAGUCAAGAUGGGUUUUAAAUCUUCUUUUUCAGUACCGGAAGCAUCUUCCCAGUAUUACCAAUAUUGUCAAAAAGAUCAGAGGCAAUAAGGAAAAAGAGGAAAUCGAAAUUUCCAAGUGUGCUGGUACCGUUUACGACACCAUCAACAAAAUUGUCUCUGGAAAACUCUGUUACGAUGACAGCAUUAUUGAGAGUGUUAUCCGCGAGGUAGAUGAAAAAAUAAAAAAAGCCGACAAUCUCACUGAAAAUACCGUAGCUACGAUCAUGCAUAAUCACGGUAUGAGACUUAUUUUGAAAGUGAUGGAAAAAACUCAAAAAGAAUGGGAAAAACAAAACUCCGUGCCCGCCAAACUCGAGUCCCACGAAGCGAUCUUACGUAAUACCUUCAUGAUGGUUUCACAGGGCGUGGAAAAGACGCAGUUAUUUGCUGCUACCAUGGCAAAAACCUUGGAGUUUUCCAUUAUUUCAGCGUUCGAAAAAGAGAUGGUGCAAAAGACUUUUCAAGGAAUUCGAAAGGAGCGUUGGCUAUACGACGCCAGAUUCAUGCAAAAGCACAUGGAUCUCCAUUUGAUCGACUUGCUGGAAAAAAAUAAAUUGAACGAAGCACUUGAUAACAUACGUGUUCCUAAGGCGUUUUACGCAGACAUACUCCAGCAAUUAAUUGCUCAAAAGGUACCCGCCGUUAAGGAUGAAUGGAAGAAUUUCAAGAAUCAAUUAAGUCAAGCAAUAAAAAAGGCGGCAGCAGUCCAAGUCGACAGUGGAAGAGCACAACAAUUUGUCAGCCAAUUACGCACAGAAUUUUUGGAAGGUUAUUUGCAGAGUGAAACUUUAGGUUCGGCAUUUCUGAUUGAUUGCAGUGGUGAGUACGAGGAUUGCGACAACGAAGAGAAAAAAGAAUUUCAAGAAGCGUGCACACAAAAAUUGCAUGAAGUGCUAGAAAAGCAACCAGCAUUUAAAAAUCAAGGAGUCUAUGCAAAAGAACUGAGUCUAAAAGUAGUCCAGUAUAUGGUAACUUUAAACGACCAGGCAGCACUACCACGUUGCGAUGAAUGUUGUCGCUUAUGUAAGAGUCUGUGCCUCGAGGCGGCCAAUCACGACAUAGAACUUAGACCUCAUGAUGCAGUCCAUCAGCCAGGAGGAGUUGCAGGAUUUAGUUACCACCCGACUAAUGAAUUGGUUGCAACAACUUGUUGUCAAUCUUACGAAAAAGACAGUUCAUUUGUCCUUAACGGAGAUGACACUAAAUGGUAUAAAUACAAAGAUUAUGCUACGGUCUUUCCUGGAUGGAAAGAUCCUCGGAUCUUAGAAGAAUUGCCAGUGCGCGAAUACAUAUUAGCUACUUACAACAAAGAAAUUGCCGAAAAGUACAACCUUGAACCUUGUACUACAAUACCCGCAAGCUAUUUCCGACAUUUAUCCACCAUUAGGAAACACCUAGAAGAGGAAAUUGGUGGCUCAAUGAAAGGUUGACAUUAUUCUUCUUUUCUAUUUCUUGUUUGCUUAGUAGUUAAAAAAUUUCUGCGCACACAUGUUUUUACCUAUGAUUUAUGUGUGGAGCGUAGUUACUUUUAUACAAUUAAAUAUUGUUUGAUUAUUAUUUUUGCUUAAUUACAACUAUCUUGCUAUCUUACAAAUUACAAUACACUAUAAUCGUAGAUGAA